This is a messenger RNA of Gossypium arboreum, 3722 nucleotides long. Its product is annotated as histone-lysine N-methyltransferase, H3 lysine-9 specific SUVH6-like. The record is from RefSeq and is a predicted model, not a curated record. The transcript has 4 exons. Gene Ontology annotation, cellular component: nucleus. Gene Ontology annotation, molecular function: protein binding; zinc ion binding; histone methyltransferase activity. The coding region runs from base 207 to 3323 and encodes 1038 amino acids. NCBI's taxonomy places the organism in Eukaryota, Viridiplantae, Streptophyta, Magnoliopsida, Malvales, Malvaceae.
AAUUUAAAAUUAAACCAUAUAUUUUUUAAUUUGCUGUUUGACCCUUUUUAAUUUCAAAGAAAAAAAGAAACUGAAAAGCAGAAGAAACAACUCUCUCGUUUUCGACAAUUUCUCUCAUCUUCUUCCUACACUUUGGUCUAUAAGUGGCCAUAUGGUUUGAAGAUAAUUAAUGGUUGUUUUUGUGCAAUUCUAAUUUAUGAGUUGAAAUGGGGGUUUCCGAUAAUAUGUUGCAUAAAGAGAUAUCAAUGGUGGCGAGUAGUAGCCAUUCUGAGGGAAGAUCAGGAAGGGUGCCAACUGAAAAUGGACACGUAGCCCCUGCCCCCAGAUUUAAGCAGCGUAAAGUUUCGGCUGUUCGGGAUUUUCCGCCAGGGUGCGGCAGGGUGACUGCACCAAUCACUAGACCAAGUGAGCAAGCACAAGGACAGGUAGUAUCCGAGUCUGAAAACCCAGCAUCAUUGCCUGAUUCUGUAGAGAGAGUUCAGUGUGAAACGAAGGUUUCAGGAGAAUCUGAAAUUGCGACGAGUUCAGUAAAUGAAGUUUCUGGUUCGCAGAAGGAUUUGCCUGAGGAGAAUGCUGCACCAAUCACUAGACCAAGUGAGCAAGCACAAGGGCAGGCAGUAUCUGAGUCUGAAAACCCAGCAUCAUUGCCUGAUUGUGUAGAUAAGGUUCAGUGUGAAACAAAGUUUUCAGGAGAAUCCAGAAUUGCGACGAGUUCGGUAAAUGAAGUUUCUGGUUCGGAGAGGGAUUUGCCUGAGGAGAAUGCUGCUAUUUGUGAAGAGGAGGUUCCAGAAAAUGGUGUGGAGUUCCAUCCUGGUGAGAGCAGUUUAGCAAGAAACUAUCGUCCUCGGAAAGGAGUCACUGUUGUUAGACACUUCCCUCCAUUUUGUGGAAGAAAUGCUCCACCUCUUAGUGAUGAGGAGCGCAUGAAAUGGCUUACCUCUCUAAAGAACAAGGGUUUCAAUCUAGAUAAGUUUGUAAAUAAAGAGAAGCCCUUGGAAAAGACCUUAUGUACUGAUGUGAGACAAGUGAUAGAGGAUGUUCAGGAAAUAGAUGCUCUGGAUGGUAAAGUAGAAGGUAGUUCUCCUAGGCUCCCUGUAGAAGAAAUUCAAACUAAACCUGAAGAGUCAGCUUCUGAAAAAGUGGGAAAGCGAGGUGCUUAUGAAGAAGCUUCUUCCAGGAAUAAUGUGGAGGAGGAUGUGGAAAAUACGAAUGAAAACAACAUCAAGCCUUCUUGUGAAACUUUUCCAAAUGAACCUGAUAGCAACUCUAAGAAAGUAACUGAGCCUAGGGAUGAUAGUAGAAGUUUGGAGGAAAAUCCUAUACGUGAUAUUGUAGUCUAUGAAGGGGGAGAUAGUUUUGAGAAAAAGCUUUCUGUUUCAUCUGCUUUUGAGGGUCAAUUGAUGGAGGAGGAUUGCAUUUUUGUCAAUGAAGAAGGCAACAGUUUUGAGAAAAAGCUUUCUGAUUCAUCUGCUUUUGAGGAUCAACUUUUGGAGGAGAAUCAUGGGAGUCAAGAAAUUUUAUCAAAUUCUCCUCAUCGGCAAGGGAAAAUCACCUGUAAACCUGACCUGGUUGGUGGUUCAUUAAAAAGAAAAAAGAAGAGCAAUGCCACCAGGAAGAGUUCUUCCAGAAAAAGGGCUCAUCAAGGUCAGGUCAUUGUUUGGAACAAGGAAGACUCCUUAGAGCAGGAUGAGCAGCACAAAAAUGAUAAUUUUGCUCGGAGAUCAUACAGUUAUGAUGUGAGUCUUCUGCCUUGCCCCAGUAGGUCGGAUCAUGAUAAUGAUGAAAUGACUACUCGGAACAAAGUGAGAGAGACAUUACGCUUAUUCCAAGCCAUUUUUCGAAAGCUCUUACAGGAAGAAGAAUCCAAGAUGAAGGAAAAAGGAAAGGCUCCUAAGAGGAUAGAUAUUCUAGCUGCAAAGAUUCUCAAAGAAAAAGGGAAAUAUGUUAACACAGGCAAACAAAUCAUAGGACCUGUUCCUGGUGUUGAAGUUGGUGAUGAGUUUCAGUAUUUUGUUGAGCUCAAUCUUGUUGGCCUUCAUCGCCAGAGUCAGGGUGGUAUAGAUUAUGUAAAGCAAGGUGAUAAGAUAAUUGCUACCAGUAUUAUAGCUUCCGGGGGCUAUGAGAAUGAUUUGGAUAAUUCAGAUGUCUUGUGUUACAUGGGUCAGGGAGGAAAUGUUAUGCAGAAAGGCAAGCAACCAGAGGACCAAAAGCUCGAAAGAGGAAACCUUGCUUUGGCAAAUAGCAGAUUUGUUAAGAAUCCAGUGAGGGUGAUUCGUGGUGAAACAAAGUCUUCGUCUACUUUGUUGGAAGCUAGAGGUAAGACGUAUGUUUAUGAUGGACUUUAUUCGGUGGAGGAGUUUAAGCAAGAACCAGGACCACAUGGUAAGCUGGUCUACAAAUAUAAGUUGGUCAGAAUUCCGGGUCAACCGGAGCUUACAUGGAAAGUUGUCAAGAAAUCUAAGGUGCGGGAGGGGCUCUGCGUACAUGAUAUUUCACUAGGGAAGGAGGUAAUCCCAAUUUCUGCCAUAAACACCAUAGAUUGUGAAAAGCCUCCUCCAUUUGAGUAUGUAUGCCACAUGAUCUACCCUGACUGGUGCCGCCCUAUUCCUCCCAAAGGUUGUGGUUGCACUAAAGGAUGUUCAGAAUUAGGGAAAUGCUCUUGUGUGAUGAAGAAUGAAGGAGAGAUCCCGUAUAACCAUAAUGGGGCCAUUGUUGAAGCAAAGCCCCUUGUUUAUGAAUGUGGUCCUAACUGCAAUUGUCCUCCUUCUUGCUAUAAUAGAGUCAGCCAACAUGGCAUAAAAAUUCAGCUUGAAAUCUUUAAAACUGAAUCAAGAGGCUGGGGUGUUAGAUCCCUAAAUUCUAUCUCUUCUGGAACUUUUAUCUGUGAGUAUGCUGGAGAGCUCCUCGAAGAUAGGGAAGCUGAAGAAAGAAAAGGGAAUGAUGAGUAUCUGUUUGAUAUUGGAAAUAACAUUGACAGUUCUCUCUGGGAUGGUCUUUCAAACCUAUUGCCUGAUGCGCAUUCAAGUUCUUGCCAAGUUGUACAUGAAAGUGGUUUCACCAUUGAUGCUGCACGGUGUGGCAAUAUUGGGAGAUUCAUAAACCACAGUUGUUCACCUAAUUUGUAUGCACAAAAUGUCCUUUAUGACCAUGAAGAUACGAGAAUCCCGCACAUAAUGUUCUUUGCGGCUGAGAAUAUUCCUCCUUUGCAAGAGUUGACAUAUCAUUACAAUUAUAUGAUAGAUCAGGUCCGUGAUGAGAAUGGUAACAUAAAGAAGAAAAUAUGCUACUGUGGUUCUUCUGAGUGUACUGGUAGGUUGUAUUAAGGCAUGCCAGUAAAAACUGCUUGGAUUCCUGAAGAAGCAUUGAACGUUUGCACUGUAUGUGUUUUUUCCCUCGUAUCCUCUUCAUUUAUUAGGCAUUUGAAUAUUCAGAGGCUUUACUAUAAGUAAGCUUCUUCUUGUUGUUCAAAUUUUGUGCUUGAAAAGACCAGAUCGAUCAUCCAUGCCAUCAAUUGCUGGGAUCAAUUUUGAGGAAACGGUUUUACGUUCUUAUUCUUCUCAGCUGUUUAUGAAAAUGAUCGAAUUUCGACGUGAAAUGUUCCCUUACUCGACGUAUUUGCCAGGGGAUUUUGACCUGUAUAUUGCAAGGCUAACAGUUUUCAAGUGUAUUAACAAAACUUCAUAAAUGCUACAGUGAAUAAAUAAACUUUUAUUAAUUUCAAA